Humulus lupulus (European hop) is the source of this 2625-nucleotide messenger RNA. RefSeq lists its product as uncharacterized. The transcript is spliced from 2 exons. The record is from RefSeq and is a predicted model, not a curated record. The coding region runs from base 1742 to 2371 and encodes 209 amino acids. NCBI's taxonomy places the organism in Eukaryota, Viridiplantae, Streptophyta, Magnoliopsida, Rosales, Cannabaceae.
CAUUUUCCAUUUCAUUGAUUAUGCAACAUAGAGCAUUAAGCUCUUCCUGACUACCAUCUGCAGAAUACUUUGCAUUCAGCAGCAGAAACUCAGAUUCUUUCAGCUCUUUAUCAAGCAAUCUGACCUUUUCACCCAAAGUAAAGGCUUUUGAAUUGGCAAGAAUUAUUUUAUCUUCAGCAUCUCUCAAUUUGGAUUUUAGGAUGUUUGUCUAUGCAACGAGCAAGUCAUUAAAUUUUGCAUUGCUCCUUUCCAGCUUGCUCAAAGAAUAACAGAGUUCAAAAAUAAUAAUAUUUGUUCUAGAUUCUGAGAACAUAUAACAUUCUCAUGACACAACAUAGAAUUUUCAUAUUUCUUUAUAUUUGCUUGCUGCUUUCUCAGAAAUGGCUCUCUGUUUGUGCUAUCUAAUUUAGAUAUUGCUAAGUCAAAUUUACUAACAAUGACAUGCUAUGCAAAAUGUCUUUGGAUUUGGAUUGCAUCGAAUGCUCACAUAUUAAAGUCAUAGCUGAGAUCUCAGCUUCAAGAGCAGACCUUUUGGAUUUGGAUUGAUUAGCCAGAGACAAAUGAGUUCUCAGAUUUUACAAAAGCAUUGAUUUAGUUAUUAUAAUUGGAUUAGAUGUUUAUAAAACUAAAAAAAUUAAGGUGAUGAACUUGAGAUCUCCAAUACGGAUAGUUGGUGCGAGUGAGGCGAAGAUUCAAGGCCGCCAUGUUUGCAGGGUAGACAAAAGCAGCUGCUGGAUUCACUGGUGGAGCCAGAGGAGGGGGAGGAGGGACCACGGGUGCAGUAUUCUCUGGAGGAUCGACAAUAGGAGAGGGAGUCAUAGAGGUAGACACCAUGAAAGAAGCUUCACGAGAAAUGAGGGUGAAUUUGGGAUUGGUGGUGAGGGAAAAAGAGCCGAGGGCACUAAUACCAGUGGAGAAAAUGGAAAUGAAUGGAAAAACUCACCCAUUCUUCAUUGAGCUUAUUUAGAUAUAUAUAUGUUACAAUGGAAAUUAGAAAUUAGAGACUAACAACAAAUCUGUUGUAAAUUGUAACAGACCUAACAAAUCAUAAUAAAUCUCCUAACUGAGUAACUAAUUCCAGGUUCUGAUACAUGCAUAACACUUUAAGUUUUCAAUGUAGGAAUGUUGUCUUAACAUCCUGCUGUUCUGACUCCAACUCAAAUUGAUUCUCAUAUUUCUUCAUAAUGACAUGAUAUAUAUAUUAGUACAAAGUUCAAUAAACAAGUUCAACUCAAGUUCAUAAUGAAGAAGGUUACUCUGUGUCGUUCCAAGAUAGAAACAAAUAAUAUGCAUUCAAAAUCUCUUUUCAGCAACUACUUUAUACCCAGAUGCGUUUUUUAGUUGUUUCAUUCUAAUUAAUUCAAAAUAGACUACUAAGUUUCUUAUAUCCUUUUCUGUUCUGCUUUUGACCUUACUAUUCUGAGCAUCAAUUGUAGUUUGAGCGGCACAUAUAAUGAUACAAGGGCCACCAUCAAAAUGUUCUGUCAUAUCAAAAACUUUAGAAUCCUUCCAUGCACAGUUUACUUCAAGGCAUCUAUUUCAGCUUUUUCAUUGCUGGCUAUCAUCGUGUCUUGGACUUUGCCUCAAAUCGUUCAAAGAUGUUUCAAGUGAAUAGGAUUUUCAUUUUUUCUCAAAUUCUUCCUCAAGCUCUCUGAGAGAUUUUCUUUACUUGGGAAGAAGGUGGAAUUAAUGGCAAGCGAAUUGGCUAAUUCCAUUCAUAAGAAUGAUUUUGGUGAUAUGAAUGAUGAUAAAUAUCAGGUAUUCAUGGCUGAAUCACAAGACAAGUUUCAAUGAUGGGAAUGGAGUUGUGGCUGCCACUCUUGAAAAUCUUGAUAAAGAAAUCAUUGGGUCUUUGUUGCCAACUAGGCCAUCUUAUGUACGAUGUGUCCUCGAAUGCAAGGCUGUUGCUGUACGGAAUGUGGAAUCUUUUCAAGCAAGUACUCAAAAUUCUAGUGCAUCACCAUCACCAGCACCAGCAGAAAAAGCAUACUAUUGUUUGAUUGAAAAAACAGAGAUUCAUGCUGAUGAUGACGAUGAGUAUGAUGAUGACGAGGGAAGAAUGGACAUAAUUUUUGACAUGUUCUUGAAGGAAGCUCUGUGCCUCAAAUCCAGUUGUACUUAUCCGGCUCUAUCUCUAUCAGAAUUCCUCAUAAACAAUGAGCUACAAGUAAUUCAGAACGGUGUUGAGGAGUCAAAGAAGCAAGUGGAUGAUCUUAAAUAUAAAGUGGAUGCAGUGAUGAUACAAUUCCUAUCUGAAAAGCCAGAAGAAGAGCAAGAGGAACAGAAGUUGCAGCAAUAUCAGCCAGCAUUACAAGAUUGGACAAAAUUAGCAAUAGCAGAAUAUAUGUAUAGUUUCUCUGCUUCUUCUUAAUUAGUUAGUUGACAUCAGCCAUGUACUAGAUAUUUUAUUUUGUCAUGUUUAAUUCUAGAAAUUGAUUAUGAUGUACAUACUAGUCAAUAGUACUUACUGGCCAGUUAACAUGCUAUUUUUGAAUUCUUCAGCUGGUUUACAUUGAUAAAACUAGUACUUUAUUCUAAAACAAAAUGAACAUAUUGGUAUGUGUUAGGAAAUUUUUUCCAGAUGUUUGCCUCUUUGCUCUCAAUUACUAGAUGAAGAAAGAUAGA